AUGGAGAAUGGCCUGACCAAAGGCCUGGAAUGGGAUGGCCUUCCUCAUGGGCUGGUGGGCUCCUCCUUCCCAGAGGUCCUCCAGCACACCCGGGAUGUCUCCUUGCCAGGAAAGCAGGAAUUGUUUGAGUUGCUUAGGAAGGAACAAAAGAGAGUGAACAAGGCCCCAAAUUCCUUCCGCUACAAUAGGCUGAUCCACUGGAAGACAGUGGGCAUGGAGCCGGCCACAGAUGGCAAGGGCAUCAUGGUGAUGCUGAAGUGGUGGUCAGGUCAGAGGAAGCCUGCCACUUCCUGUGUGAGGACCACCAUCAACGAAAAUGCCCAGGGCACUCUCAACAGCGUCUGGCACAUGAUUCACAAGAACAAAUACCAGAAAGAUCUCCACAUGGCUGUUUUGCACCAGGCCAGUGCCAUCCUGUGGAGCCAGAAGCCAGUGGUGGUGAAGAAGAAUCAAACCCGCCCACCCAAGAGCACUUAG
Dromiciops gliroides (monito del monte) is the source of this 477-nucleotide messenger RNA. Its product is annotated as 60S ribosomal protein L28-like. Gene Ontology annotation, biological process: translation. Lineage: Eukaryota; Metazoa; Chordata; Mammalia; Microbiotheria; Microbiotheriidae. Gene Ontology annotation, molecular function: structural constituent of ribosome. The record is from RefSeq and is a predicted model, not a curated record. The transcript is spliced from 3 exons. Gene Ontology annotation, cellular component: ribosome; cytosolic large ribosomal subunit. Bases 1 to 477 code for a protein of 158 amino acids.